This is a messenger RNA of Tripterygium wilfordii, 3851 nucleotides long. RefSeq lists its product as uncharacterized. The record is from RefSeq and is a predicted model, not a curated record. The transcript is spliced from 14 exons. Lineage: Eukaryota; Viridiplantae; Streptophyta; Magnoliopsida; Celastrales; Celastraceae. Bases 228 to 3374 code for a protein of 1048 amino acids.
UUUCAGAUAAUAAAUGUCUCCCUUAGUCGCUUUCAUUAUCUUCUUUACAGAAUCAUAAUCCUAAACCCUUCACGUUGACGACUCAAACACGAAGCUCUUCAUCAUCGGACUACUUGUCUCGAUCAAUGCAAACUCUAAUACUCCUGACGAUCGCGGCAACAAAAUUUUCCCUGAAUCCGGAGUUUUCCUUCGUUUUCUCGUGAAAGAAAGUAAAUUAUCAUAUUCCGAUGUGGAGGAACUCCUCUCCUCCUCCUCCUCCAGACAUCGAAGACAAAGCCGCCAGCUCCAAUGGUGGCAACCAUAACCACAGCAAGGACAAUGAUCUAGGGUUCCAAUCGAUCCGAGACCGAUUUCCUUUCAAGCGGAACCCAGGGCACAACCGAGACCGAUGCAAGACAUCAUUGGAUCGACCUUCGUUGCGCAAAUCGCACCACUCGCGGUUUAAUCGCAAGGGUUUGUUGUCGUUGUUUCCGUUUCGGGGUGCUUACUUGUUUUACUUUUUGAUUUUCUUUACGGUGUUCGCAUUCGCGAUGGCAUCCAUGGUGCUUCAGAGCUCCGUCACGACUGUGUUGAGACAGGGCCCCAGUGAGAGGCAUAGAUCGAUAAGGGAGGGGAGCAUUCUGAGAUUUGAGCGGGGAAGUGUCUUGAAGAGUUUAUUGGAUGAGGAGGGACUUGAUCGAGAAAGGUUGCAGACGGGGAUGGCCUUGCAGACGGGGAUUGGCUUGCGUAAACCUAGGCUUGCACUUGUUACAGGAAAUUUGAAGAAAGAUCCACGGUCAUUGACAUUGAUAACUUUGAUUAAGAUUAUACAGAAGCUAGAUUAUGUGGUUGAGAUUUUUAUAGUGGAGGAUGGCAAAGCUGCAGGUUCUUCGUUGUGGCAGAAAAUUGGCUUUCAGGUUUCAGUUUUAGGUCCAGAGGAGUAUAGUCAUAUUGAUUGGUCAAUAUUUGAAGGUGUUAUCGUUGAUUCGCUUGAAGCAAAAGAUUCUAUUUCAAGCCUUAUGCAGGAGCCUUUUUGUUCAGUUCCACUUAUAUGGAUAAUUCAAGAAGAUACGCUUUCCAAUCGUCUUCCAGUAUAUAAGGAAAUGGGCUGGGACAAUCUUAUUUCUCAUUGGAGAAAAGCUUUUAGCAGGGCAACUGUUGUUGUGUUCCCAGAUUUCACUCUGCCGAUGUUAUACAGUAUGCUUGACAGUGGAAACUUCUUUGUGAAUCCUGGAUCACCAGUUGAUGUGUGGGCUGCAGAAAGCUACAACAGGACCCAUGACAAGCGUCAGAUGAGGAAGAGAAAUGGAUUCAGUGAUGAGGAUUUGGUGGUUCUAGUUGUUGGGAGUCCAUUCUUCUACAAUGACCUAUCAUGGGACUAUUCUGUGGUUAUGAAUACCAUACGUCCUUUGUUAAUAAAAUAUGCAAGGAAUGAUGUAGGAGGAUCAUUUAAAUUUGUUUUCCUAUGUGGUAAUGCCACUGAUGAGCACGCUCUGCAGGAGGAUGUUUGCCGUCUAGGAUUACCUCCAGGUUAUGUGAAGCACUAUGGCCUGAACAGUGAUGUGAAUAGUGUAUUAUUAAUGGGUGAUAUCGUGGUUUAUGGUUCUUCCCAAGAUGAACAGGGUUUUCCUCCAUUACUAAUAAGGGCUAUGACCUUUGGAAUACCAGUUGUUGCACUUGAUAUUCCCAUUAUAAGAAAAUUUGUUGUUGAUAGAGUUGAUGGAAUUUUGUUUCCAAAACAUGACCCUGGCUCUUUGAUGACGGCUUUCUCACUCUUGUUAUCAAAUGGGAAAAUUUCUGAUUUUGCUCUGAAAGUUGCUUCUUCAGGAAGGCUACUUGCUAAGAACAUGCUGGCAUCCGAAUGUAUUACUGCUUAUGCAAGGCUUCUGGAGAACAUGCUCAGCUUUCCAUCAAGUGUUUUUCUGCCAGGUCCUGUUAGUCAACUUCAGAAAAAGGAGUGGGAAUGGGACUUGUUUGACGAGAUAGAAGAGGGAACUGAUGACAUGCAAGACAUUGACAAGGAAGAUUUCUCUAGAGAUUCUAGUAUUGUUUAUGCCAUAGAGGAAGAAUUAUCUGUUCUUGUGAAGCCAAUUAACAGUUCUGAAAUUGUGGUGCAAGAUAUUCCAACUGAAGAAGAUUGGGAGGAUCUGAGGGAAGUGGAAAGCUAUGAAGAAUAUGAGAGAUUAGAGAUGGAACAGCUUGAAGAGAGAAUGGACAAAAGCCCUGGUAUAUGGGAUGAUAUAUAUCGUAAUGUUCGAAAAUCUGAAAAGCUUAAGUUUGAAGCAAAUGAAAGGGAUGAGGGAGAGCUGGAAAGGACAGGCCAGCCAGUAUGCAUUUACGAAAUAUAUGAUGGUGCAGGGGCCUGGCCAUUUUUGCACCAUGGGUCCUUGUACCGUGGCCUAAGUCUUAAUACACAAGCAAGAAGGUCAAGAUCAGAUGAUGUGGAUGCAGUAGGUCGUCUUCCCCUUCUGAAUGAUACUUUCUAUCGUGAAAUGCUUUGUGAGAUGGGAGGAAUGUUUUCUGUUGCAAAUAAAGUGGAUACUGUUCACCAGAGACCUUGGAUUGGGUUUCAAUCAUGGCAUGCUGCUGGUAGAAAGGUUUCCUUGUCCAUCAAAGCAGAAAAGGUUCUGGAGGAAAAGAUACAAAAAGAAACCAUAGGGGAUGUAAUUUAUUUUUGGGCACGCUUGGACAUGGUUCAUGGUGUUGCAGAAAGUGCUGAGCUCACAUUCUGGUCCAUGUGUGACAUCUUAAAUGGUGGGCACUGCAGAACUGCUUUUGAAGAUGCCUUCCGAAAGAUGUAUGGCUUACCAUCAGGUGUGGAAGCUCUGCCCCCCAUGCCACAACAUGGUGGUCAUUGGUCUGCCCUGCACAGUUGGUUGAUGCCAACCCCUUCCUUUCUCGAGUUCAUAAUGUUUUCAAGGAUGUUUGUUGAUUCUCUUGAUGCAUUGCAUACCAAUUCUGAUGAAGUCGGUAUGUGUUUGAUGGGUUCCUCAAAUCUUGAGAAAAAGCAUUGCUACUGUCGAGUAUUGGAACUCCUGGUCAAUGUCUGGGCUUACCAUAGUGCAAGGAAGAUGGUUUAUGUGGAUCCCAACUCUGGUUUUUUAGAAGAACAGCACCAGAUUGAACAACGGAAGGGAUUUAUGUGGGCAAAGUACUUCAAUCUUACAUUGUUGAGGAGUAUGGAUGAAGAUCUAGCUGAGGCUGCUGAUGACAAUGACUAUCCUCGAGAGAAGUGGUUGUGGCCAUUAACGGGGGAAGUGCAUUGGCAAGGGAUUUACGACAGGGAGAGGACAGAAAGAUACAGGGUAAAAAUGGACAAGAAGAGAAAAACGAAAGAAAAACUCCGCGAAAGGAUGCUCUCUGGGUACAGGCAGAAGCCACUUGGACUAAGAUAGGGAGCUUAUAAUUUGAAACCCAAUGGGGAAGUCUUAUCUAACUUCGAAAGUCUUUCGACUCCUGGCACCGCCACUUAAUUCAGUUUUUGGCAAUUUUAGCGAUAAAGAGAAGCUUAAUUCUUUCUGACAGCCGAGUCCUACCAAUGUUUUGAGUUCAUCUCUUCGAACAUUCUGUGAAGUUUGGGGGGAUCCAGAAAAGUUGCUUCCCGGGGAUUGAGGCUCAAUUCACUGAGCCUUGUUACACGAAAUUUCGAGCGGGAUACAGCAUCAGAUUUUUGAAGAGAAGCCAAAACAUUGACUAAAAUUCUUUUUACCAUUCAAAAAUUUCAGUUAAGAGGAAAUAGAUGCAUUCUUUUUUCACAUUGUAUAGAAAUACUUGAACCCAUUUUUUGUAGAGUAACAUAGCUGGUUUUUAUUCUUGGUUAUCUGUUCUUUAUGGGACUGCUUAGAGACAACGGUGCAUGAAUAAUUUUAUUA